AUGGUUCCGAGGAAGCGGGCCUUUCACCCCCGAAAAAGAACGGGUUGCAUUACUUGCAAGAUCCGAAGAGUGCGGUGCGACGAGCAAAAGCCGUCGUGCAAUCGCUGCCUCUCGACUGGCCGAAAGUGCGAUGGAUAUGCAAACAACAUCAGCACUGAGUUGCCAUCCCCUCCAGCUUCAGCCAACCCCUCGUCCUCUGAGACCCGGUUACCCAGACGAAACGCUACUAUUCCCAUGACCUUGGUAUUGCCAUUGCCAAGGAGAAAUGACCAGGAACUCCGCAGCUACCGCUUCUUCCUGGAUGUUACAGCCUCCGAGUUUGCCGGCGUUUUUGAUGCCGACUUUUGGCUGACAGAUAUACCACGCACUUGUCACUCAGAUCCAGCGAUCUGGCACGCCGUGGUGAGUCUUGGAGCGGCGCACCAAGGUUAUCUUGCAAGCCGGGGCUCUGCUCGUGCGGAGUCAACCUCGCCAUUUGCAGUGUACCAGUAUAACCAGGCUGUCAAGCACCUUGUCCAUCUGCCAUCUUCACGGACUAUUCCCGAAGAGAGAUUGAGGGCGCUGAUUGCGAGUGUGCUGUUUACCUACCUAUGCAGCAUCCAAGGUCUACACUCUCAGUCUGGAGUCCAUCUUGCAGCGGCAAAGAGUCUGUUGAGAGAACUGCAAACCUCUAACCCAAGCCAAUCCAAGUUGGACGCAACCCAAGUAAACCAAUCUAAAGUGCCUGAAUACCUGACAGCCAGCUCAGUGUCGUAUAAAGCCGUCCUGUCUAUCAUUGCCAGCCUUGAACUCCAGUCCCAAGCUCUCAACAACCGCAACGCAAACGAAACACCUGAGAUUCUCAGGGACGUUGACGCGUAUACCGCCUGGCGAUACUAUACGGCACCGAACCCGACCGAGUCUUCAAGGAUCUGCCAACAUAGCAGAUGUGUGCCGUCUCGAGCGACACCGGAAAACAUUGCGCGUGCUGGAAGAGCGUUCCAAUCGUUGCUCGAUGCGCUGAUUCUCUUAUCACAGCGCAUCCGACCAGACAAAGCUGGGAGUCUUCGGAGUGCUGAUAAAGCGAUGGAGAAUCCCAUCAGCCAACAGCAACCCUAUACUCGAGCCUUUCACGAGUUGGAUACGGCUCUCAAUAUGUUUGUUUCAGACAGUUCGGGCAACUGUCUGUGCUUUGGGCCGCCAGACCAACUCUCAUCCUCGACGCAACACCGAAAUAAGGCGAUAGACUCCCUCCGAGUCUUUCGAGCAGUAUGCCACCCAUUGUUAGACUACCUCAUGGGUGACUCGGAUGCCAACCUCAAAGCACACGCCAUCCAGCUGCUGGACAUGGCCGAGUCCGUGCUUGGGAACGAGGCCAGGUACGAAAGAUCUGACGCAACAGAAUUCAUCCCAUCACUAUCAAUCACGCAGCCAGUCUUUGUGGUAGCUGCUACUGGCCCGACUCUGGCGUUGCGGCGCCGUGCCAUGGCGCUACUGCGGCAGUAUCCUCGGCGCGAAGGCCUUUGGGAUAGCUUAUUCACCGCCGCUUUCUUGGAGGCGUGUCUUGAGCACGAGAUUGAGCUUUUUCGGGGAGGGUCAAUGGCUGGUCAAGCCGGGCUUGACGAGGUAGAAGCCAUUCCCGCAAGCUGUCAAGUGCGCUGGGCCGUUUUCAGGUUCACGGGGGCACACACGGCGCGUGUGAAGAUGCAGACUUUGGCGGAAUGGCUUGAUGAUGAGCCUGGGCGAGAAGUGCCAUUGGUGUGGUGA
Messenger RNA from Fusarium falciforme, 1746 nucleotides. RefSeq names its product Zn(2)-C6 fungal-type domain-containing protein. Bases 1 to 1746 code for a protein of 581 amino acids. The transcript has 2 exons. Gene Ontology annotation, molecular function: zinc ion binding; DNA-binding transcription factor activity, RNA polymerase II-specific. NCBI's taxonomy places the organism in Eukaryota, Fungi, Ascomycota, Sordariomycetes, Hypocreales, Nectriaceae. The record is from RefSeq and is a predicted model, not a curated record. Gene Ontology annotation, biological process: regulation of DNA-templated transcription.